This is a messenger RNA of Python bivittatus (Burmese python), 1078 nucleotides long. Lineage: Eukaryota; Metazoa; Chordata; Lepidosauria; Squamata; Pythonidae. The record is from RefSeq and is a predicted model, not a curated record.
GCCAUAUAAGUGCAUGGAGUGUGGAAAGAACUUCUGUGAAAAUAUAUCCCUUAUGAGACAUAAAAGUAUCCACACAGGGGAGAAGCCAUAUAAAUGCAUGGAGUGUGGAAAGAGCUUCUGUGAAAAUACAUCCCUUCUGAGACAUAAAAGGAUCCACACAGGGGAGAAGCCAUAUAAGUGCAUGAAGUGUGGAAAGACUUUUACUCAAAACACUCAUCUUACUUCCCACAAAAGGAUCCAUGCAGGGGAGAAGCCAUAUAAGUGCAUGGAGUGUGGAAAGACUUUUACUCAAAACACUCAUCUUACUUCCCAUAAAAGGAUCCAUACAGGGGAGAAGCGAUAUAAGUGCAUGGAGUGUGGAAAGAGCUUCUGUGACAAUACAUCCCUUGUGAGACAUAAAAGGAUCCACAGAGGGGAGAAGCCAUAUAAGUGCAUGGAGUGUGAAAAGACUUUUACUCAAAACACUCAUCUUACUGCCCAUAAAAGGAUCCACACAGGGGAGAAGCCAUAUAAGUGCAUGGAGUGUGGAAAGAACGUCUGUGAAUAUAGUCAUCUUACUUCCCAUAAAAGGAUCCACACAGGGGAGAAGCCAUAUAAGUGCAUGGAGUGUGGAAAGAGCUUCUGUAAAAAUACAUCCCUUAUGAGACAUAAAAGUAUCCACACAGGGGAGAAGCCAUAUAAAUGCAUGGAGUGUGGAAAGAGCUUCUGUAAAAAUUCAUCCCUUAUGAGACAUAAAAGGAUCCACACAGGGGAGAAGCCAUAUAAGUGCAUGGAGUGUGGAAAGACCUUUACUGAAAACAGUCAUCUUACUUCCCAUAAAUGGAUCCACACAGGGGAGAAGCCAUAUAAGUGCACGGAGUGUGGAAAGACUUUUAUUGAAAACAGUCAUCUUACUUCCCAUAAAAGGAUCCACACAGGGGAGAAGCCAUAUAAGUGCACGGAGUGUGGAAAGACUUUUACUCGAAACAGUCAUCUUACUUCCCAUAAAAGGAUCCACACAGGGGAGAAGCCAUAUAAGUGCACAGAGUGUGGAAAGACUUUUACUCGAAACAGUCAUCUUACUUCCCAUAAAAGGAUC